Molecule: messenger RNA, 2653 nt
Organism: Lucilia sericata (common green bottle fly)
Lineage: Eukaryota; Metazoa; Arthropoda; Insecta; Diptera; Calliphoridae
Product: nicotinamide riboside kinase 1
Exons: 3
Coding region: 1142-2191 (349 amino acids)
Cellular component (GO): cytoplasm
Source: RefSeq, a predicted model, not a curated record
ACCAAAUAAGUCUAAAUAGCUACCACCUAGUAGAUAUGGGACUUCGUCAAAAAAAAUAGUUCUUCUUCUUGGAUUGAGCAGCGUGCAUAAUUUUAAUAAACUUGUUAUUUAUUUGUUUACAUUAAAUAAUAUUGUUCGCGAAAAUUUUUGCAAUGAUCGAAUAUUUAUACAGGCAAAUUUUAAUUUAAGUAAACUUCGUACAGAAAAUAUGGAAUAACAAUUGAUAUUUAUUUUUACAAAAAAUAGAAGCAUUUAUAAUUUAGAACUUGUAACAUUUGCGACUUAACCGUAUUUAAACAUUUUUCUUUGAAAUAUAUAAAACGAAGAGAAGAAUUGUUUGAGUUGGUCGUACAAUUUCAAAUGACAUUGGAGCUUUUAAGGAGUUCAUUAAAUCAGGCGAUGUUUUUCCUAUGCAUAUAAAUCUGAGCGAGCGUGUGGAAUUGUUUAUUUUUUACGUAAUACGUAAUACAAGACGCCAGAAAGUUCCCUUCUAACUACAUUAGGAGGGGGUAGAAAUUAAAGCUGUAACUAUUAAAAUUCACUAUUAGAGUUUGAUAUUUUGAUGUCAGAUCAUCAUUAAUCUUGUAAUGAAUUAAUUUGCUUCAAUUCAUUUACUAAUUUUGGAAUUAUAGUGAAAUUGUUAUUUAAAAGGACAGUAAGCUAACAACAUAAUUAUCACAUUUCUGCAACCUUUGUUUAAAAUAUAUUCGAAAUAUAUGGCUUCUAAUGCUAAAGCUGGAGAGAUUGUCCUUGUAAUCGCCGUGUCCAUAUUUUUGUAUUAUUUUUUCUGGGUGUCAAUUCUGCCCUUCAUGCUUAUAGACGAAGGCAACUUGAUACAUUCGUUCUUUCCUCCAUUGGAGUACGCUUUUAUAUUGCCUGCUGUAUUUGGUGUAAUAUUUCUGGGUGGUAUUGUUGUCUUUACCCUCUAUCAUAUAUGGGAUUUUAUUAAGACGAAAAACGCAAAUUGAAUAGUCUGAAGAACGUAGACAGAAGGAACAAAAGAUUUUUAUACAUACCUUAAAAAAGAAACAAACACGUAAUAUAAGUGUCUCACAAACAACAGACAUUGUGUGCUCAAAUAAAUACGUUAAACUCAUAUACUUAUUACUGUAUAACGAAGAAAGUAUAAAUAUACAAAACUAUGCCUCAGUGGCUGGUGAUUGGUAUUUCGGGUGUCACCUGUGGUGGCAAAACUACAUUGGCACACAAGUUACGCGAUUAUUUUAUGAACCAGCGUAACAUUCAAUUGUGGAAUACGCCAUAUACUAUCCAUGAUGUUCAGUUAAUAUCUCAAGAUGAUUACUUUCUUCCCGUUGAUGAUUUGCGACACAAAUGGGUCGAACCACUGAAUGCUAUAAAUUUUGAACUCAUUACGUCAUUGGAUAUGAAGCAAAUGAUUUCUGAUAUUACAUGGACAAUGAAGGGUCGUUACUUGGCCAGUGAUCCUCUUGAAAAUGUUGAUUUCUCCAACGAGAUGGCGCCAUACAGUGGUACAUUUGAACACUUUACAGGUUCGCAAAAUCAACAUUAUGGAAACCCAUAUGUUGGAGCACACCUUCCCACACACCUCAGCAAUAUGCCACAUUUGUCAACUAAACCCCAACAUAAUAAACAUCAUCUUCAACAACACCAGCAGCAACAUCAACAGCAUUACCACAACCACCAUCAUCAGCAUCAACACCAACAUCAUCACAACAACAUGAGCAACCAGAGUCAUCAGCACACAGCUCAUAUUAUGCGUGUCAAUUCGCAAAUGGUUGCCCAAUUGCGCGACAACAAAGUCAACAUUCUAAUUAUUGAGGGCUUUAUGAUUUUCAAUCAGCCCGAGUUACUCACUUUGUGUAACAUUAAAUUCCACUUUCAUCUGCCAUAUGAGAAAUGUUUCGAGCGUCGACGCAAGCGUACCUAUGAUCCUCCAGAUGUCACUGGCUAUUUCGAGAUGUGCGUAUGGCCGCACUAUGAAAAGAACUUUAUGGAUUUUCGCGAUCGCAAAGAUAUCACGUUUUUGAAUGGUGAAAUAAGUAAAGAAAAGAUUUUCAAAUUUGUUCUACAGCGUAUUGUUCAAUAUUUUGAAGAACGUUGCGAUGUGGCCUGUCCGCCGCCCCACAAACUUUUAGGAAUUCCAAGUUGCAGCAAUGGCAACAUUAAUACCAGUCCAAAGAUGCAAACAUGUCCCAUGGAACAACAAUAAGAUAGCCGUUUAAGAUUUGUUCGUUACGUCAUUCGUUCAUACGUUUCGAAGGGAGGCUUAAUUUCGAAUAUACCUCGUCCACAAUGCGGUAUCAGAAAAUCUAUUUUAUUUAAUUUAAUUUGAUGAUGUAAUUACAUAUUAUAAAUAUCGUUAGUAACUUUUUCUUUAAGCAAAUGCACAUACAUACAUGUAAUAUGUAAAUAUGUAUAGUUUCUCUACUAAUUUAUUUAUAUAGAUUUAAAUGUAUAUACACAUAUAAUAUGUACUACACAAUUACUGAAAAUAAACUUUAAUUGGAAAUGUUUAUGUUAUAAUUUAUAAGUUGAAAUCGAAUAUUCGAAUUUUAAUUUUAAUUUAACUGUGAAUAAGUGGUUUUUUGAAUAAAAAGUAAAAUAUGUAUAUGAAAUAUUUAUUAACUUGUAAGAAUUGUAAUGUGAAUAAAUAAAAGGAAAUGCAUAUAAA